AUGGCGACAGUGCGCGUCUGUGUGUGCGGCGACGAAGGUACGGGCAAGUCCAGUCUGAUCACAUCGCUGGUCAAGGACGUCUUUGUCACCAACAAGAUCCAGCCCGUUCUACCACCCAUCUCAAUUCCGCCUACGCUGGGUACGCCGCAGAGCGUCACAACAACCAUCGUCGAUACGUCUGCCCUUCCUCAGGAACGCGACAACCUGCGCAAUGAACUCCGCAAGUCCAAUGUCAUCCUGCUCGUCUACUCGGACCACUAUAGCUAUGAGCGCGUCGCCCUCUUCUGGCUGCCCUACUUCCGUUCCCUGGGCGUCAAUGUCCCCGUCGUCCUUACCGCCAACAAGGCCGACCUGUCCAAGAACAUCUCCACCCAGCAGCUGGUAGACGAAGAGAUGCUCCCCGUCAUGCAAGAAUUCAAGGAGAUUGAUUCCUGCAUCCGCACCAGCGCUCGUGAGCACCACAACAUCAACGAAGUCUUUUUCCUCUGCCAAAAGGCCGUCACCCACCCCAUCGCCCCUAUAUACGACGCCAAAGAGUCUUCUCUCAAACCUGCCGCCAUCUCUGCUCUCAAAACUGUCUUCUACCUGUGCGACAAGGACCAAGAUGGCCUGCUCAACGACGCAGAGAUCCUCGAUUUCCAGCUCAAGUGUUUUGAGAAACCUCUAUCUGAUCAAGACCUCGCCAGCAUCAAGCGCUCCGUCAAUGCCAGCCAAGCUGGCAUCGACAUCGAUGGCUUCAUUCUUCUCAACAAAAUGUUCGCCGAAAAAGGCCGCCACGAGACCAUUUGGAUCAUCCUUCGCAAGUUUCAAUAUACAGACAGCCUGAGUCUCAAGGAUACCUUCCUGCAUCCCAAGUUCGACGUCGCCUCGUCUUCCUCUGCUGAACUAAGUCCGCAAGGCUACCGCUUCUUUGUCGAUCUAUUUCUCUUGCAUGACAAGGACAACGAUGGAGGCCUGAACGACUCUGAACUCGCCGCUUUAUUUGCGCCCGCCCCUGGUCUCCCGCCAUCUUGGAUCGAGUCCGACUUUCCUUCCUGUACCGUCCGUAACGAGGCUGGUCACAUUACUUUGCAAGGCUGGCUAGCACAAUGGAGCAUGACGACGUACGAGGAACCCAAAGUCACGCUGGAAUACCUGGCAUAUCUCGGCUUCGAGAGCCCCCAACGUGGAGGCACGACCGCUGCAUUGAAAGUCACCAAAGCCCGCAAGCGACGCAACAAGCCUGGCCGCGUAGAGCGCAACGUCUUUUUGUGCUAUGUUAUUGGUGCCGGUGGUAGCGGCAAGUCGAGCUUAUUAUCAGCCUUCCUCAACAGACCUUUCAGCACAACAUAUCACCCAACCAUCAAGCCCGAAAUUGCCGUCAACAGUGUCGAGCUGCCCGGCGGGAGACAAUGCUAUCUCAUCCUGAAGGAACUUGGUGAACUGGAGCCUGCGGUGCUGGAGAACCAGGCCAAGCUUGAAGCCUGCGAUCUUCUUUGUUAUACUUACGAUUCGAGUGACCCAGACAGUUUUGGAUAUAUUGUCGAGAUGCGCAAGAAGUACGCCCACCUCGAGAACUUGCCGGGAGUAUACACAGCGUUGAAAGCAGAUCAAGACAGAGCAGUCCAGAGGAGCGAGCUGCAGCCGGAUACAUACACGGAAGAGCUGCGGGUUCCAAAGCCGCUUCAUGUGAGUGUAACCUGGGCAUCCGUGUCGGAAUUCUUUGUGCAUCUUGCCGAAAGUGCGACGUUCCCAUCGACGGCAUUUCCUAAGAACGAGGAAUCGGAUGUGGAUCGAACAAAUUUGUACAUUGGCAUCGGAGCGGCAGUGUGUGCUGGGGCGGCUCUGGCCAUCAUGUGGAGGAAGAGCAUAGCUGCGAGCAACUGA
Messenger RNA from Aureobasidium namibiae CBS 147.97, 1866 nucleotides. RefSeq names its product rho-like GTPase. The coding region runs from base 1 to 1866 and encodes 621 amino acids. The transcript has a single exon. Gene Ontology annotation, biological process: small GTPase-mediated signal transduction; regulation of mitochondrion organization; mitochondrion organization. Gene Ontology annotation, cellular component: mitochondrial outer membrane. The record is from RefSeq and is a predicted model, not a curated record. Gene Ontology annotation, molecular function: GTP binding; GTPase activity; calcium ion binding. Lineage: Eukaryota; Fungi; Ascomycota; Dothideomycetes; Dothideales; Saccotheciaceae.